Myxocyprinus asiaticus (Chinese sucker) is the source of this 5755-nucleotide messenger RNA. RefSeq names its product sodium-dependent neutral amino acid transporter B(0)AT3-like. The record is from RefSeq and is a predicted model, not a curated record. Gene Ontology annotation, cellular component: plasma membrane. Bases 1401 to 3278 code for a protein of 625 amino acids. Lineage: Eukaryota; Metazoa; Chordata; Actinopteri; Cypriniformes; Catostomidae. Gene Ontology annotation, biological process: sodium ion transmembrane transport. The transcript is spliced from 12 exons.
UAAUUGGGGUAAGAAAAGGUGCCCCUUAAAACACAUUGCAUAGCUGUUCUAGAAUUUCUACAAACUGUCAAGCUGAGCCGUUGAAUUAGCCAUGCCCCCUCUUUCCAAAACCCGCACUCCAAAGAUACUAAAUUAGCUUUAUUUAGACGAUAUCAUGAAGAAACGGUUGUUAAAAACAACAGCAGCAAAAUAGCGCCCUCAACUGACAACUGUUAUGAACAACACGGCAUAAAAAUGGCAUUAAGCCUCAAUCAUUCGCUGUAACUACAAUACUAUGAGAAUGUGCAAAAUGACUGACAGGUUGAAAGCAUCCGUGGACACAUUUUUGUUUGCUUAUUAAAGAGUCUAGAGACCGGUGAGAUAUCUCAUAACAUUUAUUUCAUUAAUAUCUUUCAGGGAUUAGUACAAAUAAAUUCCAUACCUUUCCUUGAAAAAAAUCACUUACAGAACCUAUUAGUGGGGCAAAUAGAUUUGUUAUGAAAAAUAUUCAAUGUGUGGUCACAUUGACUGAUCUAAUCAUAAUGGAGAUUAAUUUGUUUAUAGAAUUCUUGAGAUGUUAUGAAAUGUCAAGUGUGACUGAAAUUAACAGAAAAUGUUUAAACCUUAUUUUGCAGACAGUAUACCUUUAUUUCAAGCAAAAACCAUAUUUGAAAUGCUACACUCAGGCUGUGUUUGUGUAAAGAGCACUUUAUGGCCAGUUUAUCUUUUAGUCCAUUGUGGAUUAUUCUUCUAAGAAUUCUCAGAUUUUAUAUCUACACUAUGAUUAACCUCUGUCUGGUAAUUGAUCUGUUGGUCUUUAAACACAUUGUGUGAGGAUAUAAUGACAAAUCAAACUUUAGUAAUCAUAAGACAUUUGUUUGUGCACUGGCGUGUUGCAGAAUAUCUUGCAGAAUUAUUUACUAAAUUUGCAUUGAGUGCAAUUUACAAUGGUUGUCACAUUUCCUGGUUUAAUCUUCCAUUUUAAUUAAUUUGUUUACAUUUCUUUAAGCUUAUUUCACAGCAUUCAACAUGCCUAAUUGUUUCUGUGUGCAUGCUUCCCCUUUUUACAAGAAAGGACUUUGUUUUAGCAAUGUGAAAUUAGUGUAAUCAUCAAAAUAAAACCAUAAUGUGGAUUAUGAGAUAUUACAGCAGCAAACACACAUGACCUUUGCAACCAUAGCAGUUUUUACAGUUAAAACAAGGAUUUAAAUACCAUUCCCGGUAGAGUAUGAGCAUCAGGGGUUAUUCAUUAAACGCUCUGUGCAAUCGCAUUUUAAACAAAUGCAUAAUUUACACCCAUCUCAUAGUUACUUCUGCAGUAUAUAACCCACCUAUGACCGAGAGCUCAGAAUAAACCUCUUGGACCUUCACAUUGGACAAGUGCAUCCACACGUUUGAUCUGGAGUGUUCUGAAGUUCAGGAUGGACACGUCCAGCUCUGUCAUCAGUGAGAAGUCUGAAACUCAAGAGAGGCCCAAAUGGGACAAUAAGGUCCAGUAUCUGCUGACAUGUAUUGGAUUUGCAGUGGGAUUAGGGAAUGUAUGGAGAUUCCCAUACCUGUGCCAGAUUUACGGAGGAGGUGCAUUCUUGAUCCCGUACCUGAUCGCACUGGUGUUUGAAGGGUUGCCGUUACUGUAUCUGGAGUUGGCAAUUGGUCAGAGCUUGAGGAAGGGCAGCAUUGGUGUCUGGCACACAAUCUCUCCUCUGCUGGGUGGAGUGGGUGUGGCGUCUAUGAUUAUCUCAUUUCUGGUGGGUUUGUUCUACAACACUAUUCUGGCGUGGGUGCUGUGGUAUUUCUUUCACUCAUUUCAAGAACCUCUGCCCUGGAGUCAAUGUCCUGUAAACGAAAAUCUCACAGGAUAUGUAGAAGAAUGUGUUGUGAGCACUCCCGUGAAUUAUUUCUGGUACAGACAGACGCUUAACAUCUCUCCAGACAUUGAGCAGAGCGGAUCACUGCAAUGGUGGCUGGUCGUGUGUUUGGCCUCGGCGUGGAGUAUCGUUUACAUCUGCUUCAUUCGGGGCAUCGAGACGAUCGGCAAGGCUGUGUAUGUGACUGCAACUUUUCCAUACUUGGUGUUGACGAUCUUUCUGGUGAGGGCCCUCACUCUCCCCGGUGCCACAGAUGGUCUCCGGUACCUCUUCACACCAGACUGGACAAUACUGAUGGACCCUCAGGUGUGGUUAGAUGCGGCCACACAGAUCUUCUUCUCUUUGUCUCUGGCAUUUGGAGGACUCAUUGCCUUCUCCAGUUACAAUCCUAAAAAGAAUGAUUGUGAACGGGAUGCUGUAGUUGUGGGAUGCAUUAACAGCGCAACAUCUCUCUAUGCUUCUAUUCCAAUAUUUGCCAUCUUGGGCUUUAAAGCCACAUCUAACUACAACAUUUGCAUCAACAGUAACAUCUUGGAUCUGAUCAAUGCUUUUGAUGUCGCGGACAAAAACAUCACAGCUGAGAACUACGAGAGCUGGCUGAAGUCACUAAAUGCGUCAGAUCCAGAUAAACUCUCCAGUCUGAACCUCAAACACUGCAGCCUCCAAAGCUUUCUGGACCAGAGUGCUUCAGGAACGGGUCUGGCAUUCAUCGUGUUCACAGAAGCCGUGAUCGAGAUGCCGGGCUCUCAGGUGUGGGCAGUGCUGUUCUUCGUCAUGCUCUUCAGUCUCGGCCUCUCCUCCAUGUUUGGGAAUCUUGAGGGUGUCCUGACGCCUCUGCUCGACCUGCACAUGGUUCCAAAGUGGAUGCCAAAAGAACUCUUCACAGCUCUCAUCUGUGUGGUGUGCUUUGUGGUGGCCCUGAUCUUCACAUUGGGUUCUGGGAACUACUGGCUGGAGAUCUUCAAUAGUUACGUGGGCUCUGUUCCGCUCCUUGUCAUUGCCUUUUUCGAGAUUGUUGGUGUCGUCGUGUUCUACGGCAUGAAGCAGUUUAGUGAUGAUAUCGAGUACAUGACGGGACGCAGACCGAACAUCUUCUGGCGUGUGUGCUGGAUGGGGAUCAGUCCUCUCAUGUUAAUUGUCGUUCUGGUGGCUUACAUCGUCGUGCAGGUGCAGAAACAUCCCACAUACCCCGCCUGGAACCCGGAAUAUGAAAACUUCCCAGAGACCGAAGAGAAGCCGUAUUCUGAUUGGGUGUUUGCAAUCUGUGUGCUGUUGAGCUCUGUUCCCGUCAUCUCCAUCCCCAUCGUGGCCGCUUACAGAUUGAUCAGACGACAAACAAGGUCACUAACCAGCAGCAACCACCCAAACCCCUACGACAACCAAGCUUUCACACUCGACAGCGAGAUCAAGUCCUCUUUCAAAGCGGUCUAGAAGAGACUCUGGAGUUUCAGGUUUUUAUUGAGCUCCUGUGAUAUUAUACAGAUGGAUUUGCACUGAAGUGUGUGUCGACUUUCACGGUUGGAUGAAGGAGAGACUUUUUCUCUGGAGAAGUCUACAAACACUUGAAACUCCAUCUCAGGAUUAUAAGGAUGUUUUGUUUUUUUGUUUUUUUACCUGCAGACCUGUAAGGUCCAAACACAAACAGUUCAUUUAAUAUGACUUAACUGCAUUGUUCAAUUUCUUAAAAACAAAUAGCCAAAUAAACCAAAUAGUUUUCCUAAAAAAUUAUGUCCUCAUAUGUGGACAGCAGGACUAAGAUAUGAAAUUUUAAAUAAUACCAAGCUAUAAAAAGUCAGAUUUUUUAAUUAAAUUGUUUAUGUUUCCAGGAGUGUUGAUUAUUCAUGUUUUUAGACGUUACAGACAUUACAUCAGAAAUUAUCAUAAUUAAUUCAGAUUCAAAGUAAUGUCCAGCAUCAUCCAAUCACUGCCAACCAUGUUAAAAUAAAAUGAUACAUUAUAAAUUCUGAAUCUAUGUACUAAUUAUCAUUGUCACAUUUGUGUCAAACAUGUUGAGUGAUCCAAACAUCAUCUGCAGCCUGAAACUGAACUUUUACUGAACUAUAGGAUGCUCCCUUGCUCCCUAUUUAGUGAAUGACUUAACCUCCAGUGUGCUGUCUGUCUGCACUGGUCUCAGGACAGUUUGAAAUGCACCUUAUUUUCAUCCUAACUCCAUAUACAGCCUCUGAAAGCAACAUUUUUCAGCUUUUGGAUGCAUCCAUUAAUUCAUAAUGCACAGAGAAUAUAGGAUAUUUUAAGGACAAUUGGCCUAUAGUCCACGUACGUGGUCAUUGUGUUUAAUAGCGUGCCGUUUCAUGAUUAAUCAAUGACAUUUUUAAAAUGGGAUUUCGGAUGAAACUAGAGACUCUAAUCUUUUGACUCAAACAGGUUUCAAUGUAAAUACUUAAUUAGGUUUCUUACUAGAUGUUGUUUUGUUGCCAUUUCUCCCAAAGACAAAGACGGUGCCAUGGUGUUUUGUCAUGUAACUCAGUGCUUCGAAAUUUAACCCUUUAAUGGCAGCCAAGAGUCUCUGGAACUGAGAUCAGUUGGUUUAAAUUAAAUAAAAUUAUGCAUAGCCUAUAGCAAAGCCAAAACAUAAUGUCCAUGUAUGUGGACGUGGAGUAUUAGGAGGUUAAAUGGUUUUAAUUGCAGUUGGAAAAAAAACCCAAAAUGGCUCACUAUCACUGUGACUAAACAAAUUUGUCCUUAAACCUUAACCUCUGAGAAAUAUGAGUUAUUACUGUAAAAAAAAAAAAAUAGAAAAAAAAUUAACUUCAUUGACUAUUUCCCAAAUUUGUUUGCAUAAUUUGCAAUAUAUUCAGCAGGAGACAAGAGUUGAAGUGUUAUGAGUAUGUUGUGUUUAAACUCAAAAUAUGUAGCUUUUGUAAUCUUUGUUUUUCAGUCUUGAGAUUAAAUCUAAUUUUAUUGUCUUUUAUAUGCUUGCAAUUAAGGUUUUAAUUAAAACAGUGAAUUUGAGUUGACUAAUUAUCUUUCUAGCUAAUUUGCUAGAAAAUGUAGCAAGAAAUACUUUUGUAUUAACAUAUAUUUGUUUUUAAAUUUUAUCCUCAUUUCUCCCAAUUUGGAAUGCCCAAUUCCCACUACUUAGUAGGUCCUUGUGGUGGCGCGGUUACUCACCUCAAUCCGGGUGGUGGAGGACAAGUCUCAGUUGUCUCCACUUCUGAGACCGUCAAUCCGCGCAUCUUAUCACGUGACUCGUUGUGCAUGACACCGCGGAGACUCACAGCAUGUGGAGGCUCAUGCUACUCUCCACGAUCCACACACAACUUACCACACGCCCCAUUGAGAGCGAGAACCACUAAUCACGACCACGAGGUGGUUACCCCGUGUGACUCUACCCUCCCUAGCAACCGGGCCAAUUUGGUUGCUUAGGAGACCUGGCUGGAGUCACUCAGGACACCCUGGAUUCAAACUCGUGACUCAAGGGGUGAUAGUCAGCGUCAAUACUCACUGAGACACCCAGACCCCAUUGUGUAUUUUUUUAAUAUUAAUAUUUUACUAUUUUGUCUUUAAACUGGAAAGAAAAAAAAGUGACUAAGUCACUGUAUGACAGACCUUAGAUUAUCUAACACCAUAUUUAAAAAUAUGAUUAAUAUUACAGCUGUAUUAUUUCCUAGUCAAACAUUAUACAUUACAGUAAUUUUGUUGGGAUCUAAAUUUCCAUGAACUUUCUCAACUUCAAAAGUAACCGAAAAUAAUACAGAGACAAACUGAUGUGAAACGUGUCCUGCAUAACUAAUCAUGCUCACUCAGAAGCAGUUUUAGUUAGUUAGUAACCAGAAUGACGAGUUUAACAGCCGCUGCAUAAUGUUUCAAAACAGAAUGUCAUAACUGAAUACUGAACGUUUGCUGUCUACUGCAUGAAAUAAUGUCAAUAAAAAUGUGUCUGAUAA